Zygosaccharomyces rouxii is the source of this 597-nucleotide messenger RNA. RefSeq names its product 40S ribosomal protein uS4 (gene RPS9B). The coding region runs from base 1 to 597 and encodes 198 amino acids. The transcript has 2 exons. Gene Ontology annotation, molecular function: rRNA binding; structural constituent of ribosome. Gene Ontology annotation, cellular component: cytosolic small ribosomal subunit. The record is from RefSeq and is a predicted model, not a curated record. Gene Ontology annotation, biological process: positive regulation of translational fidelity; translation. NCBI's taxonomy places the organism in Eukaryota, Fungi, Ascomycota, Saccharomycetes, Saccharomycetales, Saccharomycetaceae.
AUGCCAAGAGCCCCAAGAACCUACUCUAAGACCUACUCUACUCCAAAGAGACCAUUCGAGUCUUCUCGUUUGGACGCCGAAUUGAAAAUUGCCGGUGAAUAUGGUUUGAGAAACAAGAGAGAAAUUUACAGAAUUACUUUCCAAUUGUCUAAGAUUCGUCGUGCUGCCAGAGAAUUGUUGACCAAGGACGAAAAAGACCAAAAGAGAUUAUUCGAAGGUAAUGCCUUGAUCAGAAGAUUGGUCAGAGUGGGUGUCUUGUCUGAAGACAAAAAGAAGCUCGAUUAUGUCUUGGCCUUGAAACCAGAAGAUUUCUUGGAAAGAAGAUUGCAAACUCAAGUUUACAAGUUGGGUUUGGCUAAGUCCAUCCACCACGCUAGAGUUUUGAUCACCCAAAGACACAUUGCCGUCGGUAAGCAAAUCGUUAACGUCCCAUCUUUCGUUGUUAGAUUGGACUCUGAAAAGCACAUCGAUUUCGCUCCAUCCUCUCCAUUCGGUGGUGGUAGACCAGGUAGAGUCGCCAGAAGAAACGCCGCUAGAAAGGCUGAAAGCGGUGGUGGUGAAGAAGGUGGUGAAGAAAACGAAGAAGAAGAAGAAUAA